Molecule: messenger RNA, 2655 nt
Organism: Xiphophorus hellerii (green swordtail)
Lineage: Eukaryota; Metazoa; Chordata; Actinopteri; Cyprinodontiformes; Poeciliidae
Gene: zc3h10
Product: zinc finger CCCH-type containing 10
Exons: 3
Coding region: 288-1937 (549 amino acids)
Biological process (GO): regulation of RNA splicing
Molecular function (GO): metal ion binding; RNA binding
Source: RefSeq, a predicted model, not a curated record
AACAGCACUCUUUGGUCAGGUCUUGAGGUAUUUCUAAAUACUUCUUGUUAAUAGCUAUAUUAUUGUUAAACUGAUCGCAGAGCUCUUGAACACCCUUUCUGACUGUAAACCACUCAACUGCUCUUUCCGUCUGAUGAAUGAGUACUGGAUUGCAUUACUCCAAAGGAGAAAAACAGAAGGCAGUACAUAAUCUGUUGACUUGUGUAUGUGCACAUUUGGCAGGUCACUUCAAUCAACCCCUCCCACACACAUGAGUCCAAUUUUCUCUUGGAGCAGGGCCAAGUGCCAUGCCUGACCGGGACAGUUCCUACCUGUCAGGUGGUGGUGGGAGUGGCGGUACUCUGGGUGAGGAAGGAGGACCUGGGUCUGGUUUGGUGGGAGGCUCGGCGGACUGCAGAGGCGGUUCUGGGGGAGGUGUUGGUGGGAACAUCUCUGGCUCAGGGGGCAUGGGUGGAGGGACGGCGCCCGGAAACAGCAAUGGUUUUGGGAAUGGUGGAGGAGGGGGACCAGGUGCAGGACUGGCUCUAGACGGUGUUUGCAGGGACUUCAUACGCAAUGUCUGCAAGAGAGGGAAGCGUUGCCGCUUCAAACACCCAGACUUUAAUGAAGUGCCAGACCUGGGAGUGCAAAAGAAUGAGUUCAUCUUCUGUCAUGACUACCAGAACAAGGACUGCAUGCGCUCCAACUGCCGCUUUGUGCACGGGUCUAAAGAGGAUGAGGACUAUUACAAGAAAACAGGAGAGCUGCCCCCCAGACUACGAGGGAAGGUUGCGGCGCGACUUGGCCUCUCCCUGAUGGAUCUCCCUCUCAGCCGAGGUGAGGUUCCAAUCUGCAGAGACUUCCUUAAGGGGGAAUGCCAGCGAGGAAACAAAUGUAAAUUUCGCCAUGUCAAAAAAGACUACGAAUAUGAACCUUCAAGAGCUGGGGUGGGUGGGGUCGUGGGGCAGGGAACCAUCGGGAUGGUGAACACGGGUGGAGGGAUGGGUGGAGGAGGAGGAGGCGUCUGUGGAGGAAUGCAAGGACUUGUUGGAGGUGGGGGUAACAUGAUGGGGACGGGCUGCCCCAGCCUGGGCAGCUGCAGAGAUGCAGGUCUGUCUGGGGUAGGGGGCAUGGGCGGAGGUGGAAUGAGCGGUUGUCUGUCCAUCGGUUCUUCAGGACAGCGGCGGUAUGACAGAAGCUCCGUGUAUGACCCGCUGCUCGAAAGUGGGCUGUUUGAUGCCGGUUCUUUGGAGGCAUCUAUUGAUUACACUGGUCUACAGCUGAAGAGGCGGCGGUUGGAGGGGCUUCGACUGACCGAUUCGAGCGGAGGAGGGCACUACGAGUUGGGGGUUCAAGCUGCUCUGCCACCCCGUCCUCUGGAGUACAGAUUCCUGGAGGAAGAAAAUUCCCUGCUGAGGAAGAGAGUGGAAGAGUUGAAAAAACAGGUUUCCAAUCUCAUUGCCACCAAUGAGGUCCUCCUGGAGCAGAACGCCCAAUUUCGGAGCCAAGCCAAGGUGAUGACGCUGUCCUCCACUCCUGCUCCCACUGAGCAGAAUCUGGCGCCCCCUGUGGGUGCAGUGAGCUCUUACAACCACAGCAUUGCUCAGACCCACACCACCCUCAGCAGUGCUGGGCUGCAGCCUCGGCCCGUCACUCAGCAAGACCUGGUGGCUCCCACUGGCGCCCCUGCUGCUCCGCCCACUAAUGCGGCCCCACCCACUGCUCCUCCGCCGCACCUCAACCCGGAGAUCACGCCUCUCUCGGCUGCCCUCGCACAGACCAUCGCUCAGGGAAUGGCGCCACCCGUUUCCAUGGCCCAGGUGGCGGUAUCCGUGGCACCGGUGGCCGUGUCCAUGACCCAGCCUUUACCUGGCAUCACUAUGAGCCACGCUACCACCCCGAUGGUAUCGUAUCCCAUCGCAAGUCAAAGCAUGAGGAUCACGACCCUGCCUCACUGAAUACAUGUUGAACCCUUCAGUCAGACUCUAGCGUCCUAAAGGGGAAUUUUUAACAUGAAUGAUCUUUUUUUGCGUGUGUUUGGGACUAAAGUUGUGAAAAAACAGAGAAAUGUGAGAUGUGGACACAUUUAUUUCCCAACAGGAAGACAAUAUAAAGAGUUAUUUCUGUGUUGCAUGGCAACAUUAUAAGUAUCAGUUUCCUGCAGACUGGCAGAUCUGUGAGCUGUCACAAAGCUCUGUGUACCACGGGCGAGAUUUUCUCCCAGAGAUGUCAACAAACUCAAAGUGUGAACUUUCCCUCAGUCUAAGAAGAUUCCUGUUCCUUCAUGUUUCCACACAGAAGAAAACAGUCUGUGUUUAUAUUUUUGUGGCUUGAACUGUUGUAAAUUAAUUUUGGUACUUAAAAAAAUCUUUAACAACCACUUAAUGAGGGGUGCUGUUUUAUUUCUCUAUGUUGAUCAUUUUUAAUGCUUAUAGAAACUUUAAUUUCUUUAACUGGCAGACAGCUAAGUCAACUGUAGGCAGACAUGGUUUCAAAUACCAAAUGCUUCCAACAUCCUGUUGCCUCAGUUGUUUGGGUGGAGUCAUGUGUGUAAACUUAAAAAUAAUCCCUUUUUCUUCAGGAGCUUGAGAUCCGUCUCUCCUUCAAAAAGCUGUUACAUUUAUCCGUGUCCUCUGAGUGUCUUCAUAAACAUGGGAAAUUGUGAGAUCCAUCAGA